Messenger RNA from Pieris brassicae (large cabbage white), 3182 nucleotides. RefSeq names its product facilitated trehalose transporter Tret1-like. The transcript has 7 exons. Gene Ontology annotation, molecular function: transmembrane transporter activity. The coding region runs from base 74 to 1465 and encodes 463 amino acids. Gene Ontology annotation, cellular component: membrane. Gene Ontology annotation, biological process: transmembrane transport. The record is from RefSeq and is a predicted model, not a curated record. Lineage: Eukaryota; Metazoa; Arthropoda; Insecta; Lepidoptera; Pieridae.
UACAGAUUUGCAAGACGAGUCGUAAAGACUAUUGUGCAGUUACUGCAAUUUUUAUAUAUGUUAAGUUUGUAUAAUGAAGUUACAAUUAUCACCAGAAAUUAUUCGGCAGUAUUCAUCAGUCAUAAUAGUUAACCUAAGUGUGCUAACAACAGGCAUGAGUUUGAGUUGGUCGUCACCAAUGCUUGUGAAAUUAGCUGAUCCCUCACAGACUCAACUCAGUCGUCCUAUCACAUUCAAUGAAGGAUCUUGGAUAGUAUCCUUGGGAUAUCUUAUUAGUACCUUUUCAAAUGUUAUAGGCAGUUUUCUAUUAGACAAAAUAGGCAGGAAAUACUGUGUACUUGCAUGUGCGGUACCCAAGCUAUCUAUGGCGAUCUUCCUAAUAUUUGUGACAGAAGUAUGGAUGGUAAUAUUCGCACGAGCGAUCAUGCUGUUAAACGACUGUUUCUUGUUUUGUGUCGUUCCAGUUUAUGCUGCUGAAAUUGCUAGUAUAACACAACGUGGUUCUCUAGGAACAUUACUUCAGUUAUUUUCUUCCCUGGGGGUUGUAAUUACUCUGUCUGUGGGUCCGUUUGUAACCUACAGAAUAUACAGUUAUAUAUUAGUUGCUACGGUAGCUAUUACUACUAUACCAGUGUUCUUUUUACCUGAAAGUCCAUUUUUUCAAUUUUCUAAGGGAAAAACAGACGAAGCAUUAAAAACACUAACAAAAAUACGCGGUUCGAGGACACAAGCGAAACUAGAAUUGGACGACUACGAAAAAUCUGCCGAGAAAUCAAUAAAAAUCAGUAAAGUCGAGUUAUUAAAAAACAAAACAUUCUUGAAAUCUCUCCUGCUGUGUUUUCUUUUGUUUGGGGGUUCGCAGAUAGUUGGUUUCAAUGCUGUUUCGUUUUAUUUGCAAACAAUAUUAAUUUCAACGAGGACAAAUGUUGCUCCAGAAGUUGCGUCAGUCAUUAUUGGUAUAAUACAGAUGGUGGGUAGUUUAUCAGUCACUCUGUUGACGGCGAUAUUCGAGAGAAAAUGCAUCUUGAUAGUUUCACUGACUGGCGUGUUUAUUGGGAUGAUCGGCUUGGGAGUAUUCUUUCAACUAUGUGCCCCGGAAUUUAACGUUACUGGAUUUAUGAAUUAUCUGCCAAUAAUUUCAUUAAUAUUUGUAGUUUACUGCUAUUCAGCUGGAAUUGGCUCAUUGAUCUGGCCAAUUGGGGCUGAAUUAUUCGAAGGACCAUCAAGAGCCUUCGGUACAACAUUAGGGCUAGUGGUUUGCCAAUUAACAAUAUUCGCAACUGCUAAAUACUUACUCGAUAUGACUACAGCUUUAGGCCCUGCGUCGACAUAUUGGUUUUUUAGCGGAAUGUGUGUCAUUGUUGCCAUUUUAAUUGCCAUAUUUUUACCCGAAACUAAGGAUAAGACAUUUAGUGAAAUUCAGGAUUCGUUAGGGAAAACUGAAAAGGGUGUAAGCUCACUCUAAUAUUAGUAUUAUUAUAACUAUAAUAAAUAUAUUAAGCUGAUCAACAGCUUGCCAGCCACUGGACUGUGAAAUGUAUGUUUAAAUUUAUUUGUAAUACAUGCCAUGAGUAUCUGUGUAAUAUAUUAUGUAGUGUAUGUAUUAGCAAGCUGUACUAGAUAAGUAAAUAUAUGAGAUAACAAUUCAACGGAUCCCUAACCUAUAGAUGUACCUUAACAGAUAAUUUAAAUAUUAAAAAAAACCUAGAAAAACAGACGGAUACUUACGGCAUUAUCUCAAAGCCACUUUAAGAAGCGAGAAAUGAAUUAUAUUAUUUAUUUAUUGUUGAUUUGUUGUUAUAUGGUGAGUUUUUAUAUAGCCGUUGAUCCUUCUGCCUAAGAUAAAUAUUAAAUUAAAUCAAAUAAAAAUUAGUUAAUGUAAACGCGAAAUUAUUUACACAACUCAACGUGCCGAAGACAUAUUGAAAUGCAUUGGGUUUUUAUUUUCACUAUUCUUUUUUAUUUGUUCCUACUUUCUUAGGGUAAAAGUUAGAAGACAGACAUCGCUAAACGUGACUUUUGUAAUACAAAUUUUAUUAGAUUUUGACAGUCGUAGGUUUCUGAAUACUACCCUAGCGGUAAAUAUGACUCAUUUAUGUAAAUUCCCAUACAUUUAUGACACAUUGGUCAUAUUUAGACUAAGUGUCGACAUACGUCGUUAAAAUAUAUUAAUUAUAUAAUAUCCAAACCUGUCCUUUAAUUAGUACAAGGGACGACUUAAUGGAUAUGCAUCGAAUGGAUAGAUAAUGUAUGGAAUGGAAUAAAAAUACACAUUACAUAUUUAUCAUAAACAUUAUUUUAAAUAGACAUUAUAAUAAUUUAUGUUAUAUUUGUAUUAUUUCUAUUACCAUAUUUAAAAUUAAAAUUAUACCCUUAAGGCGUUAUUGGUAACAAUUUUUUGUACUAUAUCGAACAAUAUUUAUUAAUAAAGUCUGUGACUACUCGCAAGAAUAACGUUAAAAUGGCUACCGAAGGUAUUCGUGUCGAUAUUUUUUUAUGACGCUAUUAUUACGUUUUAAUUUUCACGAAUUCUAAUAUACUAAUAAAAUUUUGAUUUAUGUCUGUCUAUAAUUAGAAACUUAAACCCUAUAUUAGUGUAAUUGCACGUUUUGUGACUAUAUUAUCAUUUACCUGUGAGAUACAGCAAUAUAUGGAACGCAGAGUACUUACUGUACGUACUACUUACGCGGGCGGGCUACAGCGCUCGCAUGAACAGACACAAUGACAGAUGGACGAACAGGAUAACAUGGACCCAUCGGGGAAAAAAAGAAAGACCAACUCUUUCGCGGUGUAGUGACGAGUGACGAGCUUAAAGUAAUUAGUGCGGAUGAUAAGCAGAAAAAUGCUUAGGUUGAGAGAGAGAGGCCAAAGAUUUAGAGAAGCGUUGUAUACUUUAUCUAACAAAAAACAUAAUGGAUUUUGGAAGUCAUUAACUAAAUAUCACCUGACAGUAUUACGCUAAGGUUAAGAAAGUGUUAUUGAUGUAAAAAAAAAACAACGUUUGAUGAGAUUAUUACGAGAUUAUACAAAAAUAUAUAUCAAUCUAUGAAAAAUUGCUAUGGUCAUUUAAACUAUAUAUAUAUAGUCGUUCUCCACCGUCUCGUCUAUAUUACCACACUGUACAAUUUAAAUGAAUAAGCACACAAACAAUUUGCUGAUACUGAAUUGACUGAUUGCACACA